UCUAACGCCCGAAAGCCGAUCUGGAACUGAUCCUGCAGUCAUGACGUCCAUGGCGGCCAACGGGGCGAUGAAGCUCGGCGAGCUACCGGCCCUGGAGGACGUUCCCCCAAGUGAACGCAUGCGACUGUUCCGCCAGAAGCUCAAGCUCUGCUGCGUGCUGUACGACUUCACCGACAUGCGCAAACAGGUGCGCGAGAAGGAGGCCAAGCGCAAUGCGUUGUUGCAGAUCGUGGAGUACAUUUCAGCUGGUAAGGUGGCUUGGGACCCCUCAGUGGUGGCUGAUCUGCUCGAAUGUGUGGGCUCCAACAUCUUCCGUCACUUGGGACGCAGCUCCAACCUCUCAACGAUAAACGCCAAUGGCAACGCUGAAGCUGCUCCGGAAGACGACGAACCUAUGCUGGAGCCGUCGUGGCCCCAUAUGCAGUUGGUGUACGAGAUCUUGCUGCGUUUCGUGCUGUCAAAGGAGGUGGACUCCAGGACGGCCAAAGAAUACUUCAGCAAGAAGUUUAUGAUCAAGCUGUUGAACUUGUUUGAUUCUGAGGACCCUCGGGAGAGGGAUUACCUAAAGACAAUUCUGCACCGCAUCUACGGCAAGUCGAUGGCGCUGCGUUCGUUCAUUCGCCGCUCGAUCAACGACAUGUUUUACACGUUCGUGUACGAGACGGAAUCACUCCAGGGCGUGGGUGAGCUACUGGAAAUCCUAGGAAGUAUCAUCAACGGUUUUGCUCUACCACUUAAACCUGAGCACCAGAAUUUCCUCGAGCGCGCUUUGAUCCCCCUGCACACGGCAGGGAAUCUCGCCAUGUUCCACCAGCAACUUGCCUACUGCACCACGCAAUUUGUUGAAAAGGAUCCGCAGACGGCGGAACCAAUUAUCAUGGGGCUGCUCAAGUACUGGCCGGUAACUGCAAGCGCCAAAGAGAUUUUGUUCCUGAACGAGCUUGAGGAGAUCAUCGAGAUGAUCCAGAUGGAGCAGUUUGCGGCAGUGAUGCGGCCGCUGUUCCUGCGGAUAUCGCAGGCCGUGUGCAGCAGCCACUUCCAGGUCUCUCAGCGCGCCUUAUAUUUAUGGAAUAACGAGGCACUGGUGCGGCUUGUGAGCGCGCGACGUGCCGAGAUCUUGCCGCUGAUCUUUGGGGCGCUGUACCGCAACUGCGAGAACCACUGGCACAGCACCGUCCAGACGUUGACGUACAAUGUGCUCAAGCUAUUCAUGGAAAUGGACUCGCAGCUCUUCGACCAGUGCUCGGCGCAGUUCGAGGAGCGCGAAGGAAGAGCGCAGCAGACGACGGAACAGCGCCAGCUCAAGUGGGCAGCCUUAGAACACCGCUUGCAGGCGCAAGGACCGAUGUGA
Molecule: messenger RNA, 1351 nt
Organism: Phytophthora infestans T30-4
Lineage: Eukaryota; Oomycota; Peronosporomycetes; Peronosporales; Peronosporaceae
Product: serine/threonine protein phosphatase 2A
Exons: 7
Coding region: 41-1351 (436 amino acids)
Biological process (GO): signal transduction
Cellular component (GO): protein phosphatase type 2A complex
Molecular function (GO): protein phosphatase regulator activity
Source: RefSeq, a predicted model, not a curated record